Molecule: messenger RNA, 744 nt
Organism: Lindgomyces ingoldianus
Lineage: Eukaryota; Fungi; Ascomycota; Dothideomycetes; Pleosporales; Lindgomycetaceae
Product: mitochondrial FAD-linked sulfhydryl oxidase ERV1
Exons: 2
Coding region: 64-621 (185 amino acids)
Cellular component (GO): mitochondrion
Molecular function (GO): flavin-dependent sulfhydryl oxidase activity; flavin adenine dinucleotide binding
Source: RefSeq, a predicted model, not a curated record
UUUCAAAUCAGCGUGCACAACGCGUAUCCGUAUGCCACACUCUUUUUAUAUAUAUAUGUAAAUAUGGCCCCGGGUCUAGUGGAAGAGAAGAAUGAAGAGCAGAUAGAGACUGUGCCAAAGAGGCUUCCAAAGGGUGUGGUGUUAGGGCCGGACGGGAAGCCCUGCCGCUCCUGCACCUCUGUCGCUUCCUGGUUCGCCAUGGCCAAAAAGUCGCCCGCCAGUACCAGUUCCACCACAACUACUACCGCCACCGCCGAUGUCCCUACCUACCCCCCCGACUGCCCCCCAGACGUCGAACAACUUGGUCGCUCCUCCUGGACCCUCCUUCACUCCAUAACAGCGUCCUACCCUGUCUCCCCCUCACCACAACUUCAAUCCGAAACCAAAACCUUCAUCCACACCUUCUCCAAGCUAUACCCAUGCUGGUACUGCGCCUCUGACUUCCAGGCCUGGAUGAAGGCAGACGGAAAUGCACCAAGAGUGAGCUCGCGUGAUGAGUUUGGGAGCUGGAUGUGUGAGGCGCAUAAUGCAGUGAAUGUCAAGUUAGGCAAGAAGGAGUUUGAUUGCGGGAAGUGGGAGGAGAGGUGGAGGACUGGGUGGAAGGAUGGGAGAUGUGACUGAGCUAUCUACCGCCAGAGUGGCACUUGUGAAAAUGCUGUAUGAAUAUACAUGGGAUUAAAUAUGUUGCAUAGCGGGUAUUUCCACUCCAGUACUAAUCUAGGCAUUGGGCGGCGUUAAAUAUAG